Molecule: messenger RNA, 1258 nt
Organism: Pipistrellus kuhlii (Kuhl's pipistrelle)
Lineage: Eukaryota; Metazoa; Chordata; Mammalia; Chiroptera; Vespertilionidae
Product: eukaryotic translation initiation factor 5A-1-like
Biological process (GO): positive regulation of translational termination; positive regulation of translational elongation
Molecular function (GO): RNA binding; ribosome binding; translation elongation factor activity
Source: RefSeq, a predicted model, not a curated record
AGCUGGACAAUAUUUAAUUUAUUAUGCUAUGUGGGAGAAGAGCCCAGAUUAAGAGUUGGGUGUUGUCUUAAAGGACCUGGAGUAGAAUCAAUAGGGGUUUGCCAGUUUCCAUUAGAAAUAUUCAGAAAAUUACUUCAGACCCUUUUGGGAAAUAAUAAUACAACCAACUCUAAGACUGACUAUCCAUUUUCCAGCUAUUUGCUAUUAAAAAAAGUUUUCUGGUAUUUUUCUGUUUACAAAAUAUAUUUUCUCACUUAAAAAUGGCAGCACAAAGUGGCAUUAUUUUAGGGAGGCCCCAUCGGUAAGGAGAGUUCAUGAGUUUACAUAUGCUUACAUGGAUGAUUUGGAGGAAAGAGAUCUUGGGCCUCUUGCUUCAAGAUCCAGGCCUCCAUUGCAUUUACACCAAUUGGAAUCAAAGCCUCUUAAAAUGGCAGGUGAUUUGCAUUUCCAGUCAGGAGACACAGGGGCUCAGCUACCUUUCCAAAGGAGUGCAGCAUUAUGUAAGAAUGGCUUUAUGGUGCUCAAAAGCCAGCCAUGUGAGAUUGUGGAGGUGUCCACCUCCAGGACUGGCAAGCACGGCCAUGCCACAGUCCACCUGGUUGACACUGACAUCUUUACUGAGGAUAAAUAUGGAGAUAUCUGCCCGAAAACUCAUAAUAUGGAUAUUCCCAUCAUAAAAAGGAAUGACUUUCAGCUGAGUGGCAUCCAGGAUGGGUAUCUAUCAUGGCUCUAACACAGUAGGGAGGUGCCAGAGGACCUAGACCUUGGCAAGGAGACUAAGCAGAAGCAUGGAGAGGGGAUCCCCACUACAGUGCUUUCUCCCAUGACAGAGGAGAAAGCUGUUGCAAUCAAGGCCCUGGCAAAAUAUCUGGCUCCCAGGCUGGUGGUGGGGCAGUAGCGAUCCUCCAGCCUGUGAGGCAUCUUUCUAGCUUGGCCCAGCUCUGGCCUGGCCUGGCCUUUAGCUGGACUCCUACACAAAUUCUUUGAUGUUUCAUCUUGGUCUUCCCUACCCCCCAAAUCUGCUGGGGAGCCCCUGUUUUUCAUCCUGCUCCCUUGGCCAGGAGUGAGCGAGCUAUGGUCUUGGAGAAGCUACCCUCUCCUUCUCCCCUAGGACUACAACCCUGAAGGGGGAAGGGAGGAAGGUGCUGCUUGUGGAUCUAGGCUUGUUUUUUUUCUUCCCCCAAUUCAGUCUGGAAUCAGAAAACCGUGCAUUCUGGCAAAUGGUCCUUGUGCUCUCCCCCACCCAUCCCUAGUCUUG